This is a messenger RNA of Lachancea fermentati, 876 nucleotides long. The record is from the annotation of a GenBank genome assembly. Lineage: Eukaryota; Fungi; Ascomycota; Saccharomycetes; Saccharomycetales; Saccharomycetaceae.
AUGAAUCAAUCACUCUUGUUCUUGUUAUCAUUGUCAUUAGGGGCAUUUUGCGUUUGCCAACAAGAUGAUUUUAUCAUGCAAGGAAACUCUGAAGAUCUGGGGUGGAAUUUGUUUAGCCUACUUGUCAAUGUGGGCGGUGCCUUGGGUACUUGCAUUCCUAUGGCUACAUUAACAGGGAUGGUUAAACCGAUAUGCGCACUGACAAGUGUAGCAACGAUGUCAACAUUCAGCUGUCUGAUGCUCAGAAUCUACGACGGUAUGAUUGCUCGAGAAGGAAUAACCCAAGAUGUACAAAAAUUCAUCAAGAGAAUAGGACUAGACAUCAAACCGUGCGACGAAGAUGUAAGCGUAACGAGUACAACGGAUGAAGGUAUGUGGGCAUUGUGGGAUAAUUCUGAGGUUGCCAGGUCACUAAGAAGACUUCAGAUGAAAGUUGACUUCAAGGUCGAUAUGAAACAGAAUAGCGAGGGCCAGAUCCGCUCUAACUAUUGUUUUCAGUUUGAAACUGGUUCAUAUCCAAAUGGUCGCCCAAUUAUACCGUAUAGACAAGAAAUUUGUCUCACGAAGUUUGCAGUCCGAAAAUUCGCAAACAAUAAGCUUAGCAAUAUGCCAGCGAAAUGUUUGCUCGCCACUGUUGCUUCGCUGAAAACAGCGGGCUGGAAAGAGAGUGUAGAUGAGGCUCGGAAGUUCGUAAAGAACAUGUACAUGGUCUUUGGAGAUUACACUGAAGAGUUUGUUCAGAAAGUUACUGAUAUGGUAGAUGCUUUAAGUGGGGACGAUCCAACUCGAACCAGCUAUACAUUUAUUAUCUCAGAUACCUUUGAGGGUAAUCUAGAGCAGAUGAUAUCUGUAUCGGUAUCUACUAUAGAUUGGUGA